AUGGCCAUGUCAGAGAUACCGUAUGUUGCAGAUGAGAUCCGUACCGGGACCUACAGAUCGCUAUUCCAUCCAGAACAACUUAUCACCGGUAAGGAGGAUGCCGCUAACAACUACGCUCGAGGACAUUACACCAUCGGAAAGGAGAUCAUCGACCUCACCUUGGAUCGUAUCCGCCGCCUCGCUGACAACUGCACCGGACUCCAGGGUUUCCUUGUGUUCCACUCGUUCGGUGGCGGUACUGGCUCUGGAUUCACAUCACUUCUUAUGGAAAGACUCUCGGUUGACUACGGAAAGAAGGCAAAACUAGAAUUUUCUGUUUAUCCAGCUCCACAGGUGUCGACAGCCGUUGUCGAGCCGUACAACUCGAUCCUUACCACGCAUACCACCCUUGUAUAUUCGGACUGUUCGUUCGACAACGAGGCUAUCUACGACAUUUGCCGACGAAAUCUUGACAUCGAACGACCCAGCUACACCAACUUGAACCGACUCAUUGGUCAAAUCGUCUCGUCGAUCACCGCUUCUCUACGUUUUGAUGGAGCUCUGAAUGUGGAUCUAACCGAAUUCCAGACCAAUCUUGUACCGUACCCUCGCAUCCAUUUCCCGCUUGCAACUUUCUCACCAGUAAUUUCUGCUGAAAAGGCUUAUCAUGAGCAGCUAUCAGUCGCCGAAAUCACCAACAUGUGCUUUCGAACCGCAUAA
Molecule: messenger RNA, 699 nt
Organism: Ostertagia ostertagi
Lineage: Eukaryota; Metazoa; Nematoda; Chromadorea; Rhabditida; Trichostrongylidae
Source: the annotation of a GenBank genome assembly